CAACACAACACGUGGCUGAUCACCUUCUAAAAGCACCACCUCAUUCAGUCGAAACCGGAGGGGACAUUGGUUCCCCGCGCCAAUGUGAGACCUGCCGCAGGACUGAAAAGUCCGCAAAUACAUUUGUUGUUCUUGAUAUCUACAUCAUCCAUUCCCUUCGUCACAUACACAGCCCGUCGGAAAGAGAAAGGAAAGCGCGCAUAAUAAGAAAACCCGUCUUGCGCCGGGUAGGAUAGCAAAAUCUCGAGAUACGACCUAUUUGAAUCGCUUACACGCUCUCUCUCUCUCUUUCUGUCUGUCUGUCUGUCUGUCUGUCUGUGUGAUGGAUUACACCACUCUUCUUCGCCAUCUAUGCUACACAGCUUUGAUUGAAUUGUAUCCUGCAUGUGGGCGGCUGAGGGUCAUUUACCUCUCGCUCACCAUCUUCGCUUCCACAUCUCACCUCUCACUUCUACCUCUCACUUCUACCUCUUACUUCUACCUCUUACUUCUACCUCUUACUUCUACCUCUUACUUCUACCUCUUACUUCUACCUCCCACCAACCGAUGUCUCAGUUCUCACCUAUAUAUUCGCUUAUAUCUCUCGUACUACCAUCAAACAAUCAGGGGCACGUGGUCCAAUGGCUAGAGCACUCUCACAAUGUGAUGACGACCUCAGCUGACGACGGAUCAGGAGAGAGAGGCCCAGGUCCGAUUCCUGGCGUGUCCCACUUUUUAGUUGCUUU
Messenger RNA from Paraphaeosphaeria sporulosa, 725 nucleotides. RefSeq lists its product as uncharacterized. The transcript has a single exon. Bases 323 to 628 code for a protein of 101 amino acids. Lineage: Eukaryota; Fungi; Ascomycota; Dothideomycetes; Pleosporales; Didymosphaeriaceae. The record is from RefSeq and is a predicted model, not a curated record.